This is a messenger RNA of Sebastes umbrosus (honeycomb rockfish), 1920 nucleotides long. RefSeq names its product abhydrolase domain containing 17A, depalmitoylase b (gene abhd17ab). Gene Ontology annotation, molecular function: palmitoyl-(protein) hydrolase activity. The transcript has 5 exons. The record is from RefSeq and is a predicted model, not a curated record. Lineage: Eukaryota; Metazoa; Chordata; Actinopteri; Perciformes; Sebastidae. Gene Ontology annotation, biological process: protein depalmitoylation. The coding region runs from base 754 to 1719 and encodes 321 amino acids. Gene Ontology annotation, cellular component: endosome membrane; plasma membrane.
UCCUGUCAGUCAGCUGUCGCUUCCGGAUGCGGUGAAACGGACAGAAGAGAAAGAAGAAGGAAAACACCGCACGUACAUUCAUGGAUUAAUCCAACUGACCAGGCGACACAUCACUAUAAAUGACAGAGGAGACACCAGCAACCGGUCACAAUGGAUCCACGGAGACUAAUAACCAUCUAUAAGACUGAAUAGCGGUGUUUAUCGGUGUUUAACGUCGGAGGAUCGGUGCUUUUACCGUGUUUAUGUGUCCUGCUAGCUUAAGCCAACGUAGCGUUAGCUGGUCAACGUUAACGGCUCCUCUCUCCGGUCAAACAGCACCGUGUCGUUAUUAUUGAUAUAUAACUCGUCUCUACAGGUGAUAACAGAGCUUGACAGCGUGUUUUAUUGUCAGUGAAAGGCGUUUUAAGUAGUUGUUUUUGGUCACAUUAGAAACUGCUCUUUAAAAAGAAGGACAGAAGUUUUCUUAAAAUAUCCAGAGCUCAACGUUUAGAUGGCAAAAUGGAUGUGAUCUGGACUUCAGUCUCCUCUCAGACAACACAGCAGAUAGUUAGUAAAUAACACUUCCUGUUGGUGUCAGCUGUUAGGCUCCACUACGUUUUCCUCCUCCUUCUUCUGCUGACAGGACAACUUUACAAACAAGUGUCCUGUGUUUGAAGUGGAGCAACUCUUCCUUGUUUCUGUUUUUGUUUUUUGUUGAGGCACAACUUCUUCUUUUUUUAACUUAGACUAUAAUAAGCUCUUCAGAUCAACAGGAUGAAUGGCCUGUCUCUCAGCGAGCUCUGCUGCCUCUUCUGCUGCCCGCCCUGCCCCAGCCGCAUCGCAGCCAAGCUCGCCUUCCUGCCCCCUGAGCCCACGUACGCCUUCCUCCCAGACCCAGAGACCGGCCCCGCUGCAGCGGGGGCAACGGGGACGGCCAGCCUGCGGGCGCGGAGCGGCGCAACGGUUGCUGGAAGCGGAGGGGCCGGGACUGUGGAGGGGAGAUGGAAGCUCCACAUGACGGAGCGAGCGGAGUUUCAGUACUCGCAGAGAGAGCUGGACACGAUAGAGGUGUUCCUCACACGAUCCAGCCGAGGGAACCGAGUCGGCUGCAUGUACAUCCGCUGUGUUCCUAAUGCCAGAUUUACAGUGCUCUUCUCCCACGGCAACGCAGUCGACCUUGGCCAGAUGAGCAGUUUCUACAUCGGCCUCGGCACUCGCAUCAACUGCAACAUCUUCUCCUACGACUACUCAGGCUACGGCGCCAGCACCGGCAAGCCCUCUGAGAAGAACCUCUACGCAGACAUAGAUGCCGCCUGGCACGCCCUGCGCACGCGGUAUGGCAUCAGCCCAGAGAAUAUUAUCCUGUACGGACAGAGCAUUGGUACAGUACCCACUGUGGACCUGGCGUCACGGUACGAGUGUGCUGCCGUGGUUCUUCACUCGCCUCUGACGUCUGGCAUGAGAGUGGCCUUUCCCGACACGAAGAAAACGUAUUGCUUCGACGCGUUCCCCAACAUCGAGAAAGUGUCCAAAAUCACGUCCCCGGUGCUCAUCAUCCACGGGACGGAGGACGAGGUCAUCGACUUCUCCCACGGCCUGGCUCUGUUCGAGCGCUGCCCCAAGGCCGUUGAGCCUCUCUGGGUGGAGGGAGCGGGACACAACGACAUUGAAUUGUACAGCCAGUAUCUGGAGCGCCUGCGCCGCUUCAUAGGACAGGAGUUGGCGGUACAGCAGGCCUGAAAAAUCAUCAUCAUCAUCAUCAUCAUCAUCAUCAUCAUCAUCAUCAUCAUCAUCAACGUCAUUCAUUACCAUGUUUCUGUGUCCGAGACGGAGGCAUGUCAUCUAAACUGCCCCUCAGAUCACCAGGGGUGUUUCGCUUCACGUACUGUAGUGCACCUUUUAAUGGAGCGUGGAUUGAUGGAGAAAAAAAAGAAGUGUGUU